CCGUAUCAGAGGAGUAGAAACAACAAGCCGCCAUUUUGUUUGUGCGGACAGACCGUCAGAAACAGGAGGAGAUAAGGGAAGGAGCGACUCCGGCUACCGACUGCAGCCGCUCCGGAACACCGCCGGAGAGCCGCCGCGAGCGUCCAGACCUCGUCCGCGGUGAAAGGGGAGAGGCGGACCACCGCGGUCCGGAAUCGAAAGCGCGGAGGGAGAAGCGAGUGGGUGAUAUCAAUGUAUGCAUGAGAAGGAAAUACUCGGAGAAAUCCAAGGAAGGCAGGAAGGGGGUGUUUUACGGAGCGGAGAGGCGGAAGAGGGGGAUCUUUUUUAAAACGAGGAGGAAAAACCUGCAAAACAUGAAACAUAAUUAUGCGUCCGUCGUGGAGGAAGGAAAGAGCCCGCAUAGACAAUUACAUAAAUAAAUUGCUGCCGGGAAGGAGGGAGCGGUGGAAAGAAAGAGUGGUUUAAAGAGAGCCGACAGGCAGGGGGCAUUUCUCCAUCACCGAGGAUUCGGCUCCUGUCGGACGCCAGAUUCAAGCUCAAGUUGGAGCGUUUGGCAUCUGCUCAUGCUUUGCCAAUUUCCUCUCGUGAGAUUUGUUCUUCUUCCUGCCGGGGAAAUUGUACUUUUAUGAAAAGGACCCGAAGCUUCCGCAGAACCAAUUCGACCAGUCGACUGGCAAUUAGCGCAGUUUAAUUGCCUGCAAAGAAAUAAAGGUCUGCAUCAGUUGCACACGACUCGUGAUUUUUUUUUUUUUGUCCUCGCAGGGGUUUCCCUCCCUGCAUCCGAACCGUGCGACAUGCCGGUCCGGACCCAGUGCCUUGCAUGACCCAACACACAAGUGAAAUGUUUGCGAUACUUUGAGCAGGAUUUUUAGCCAGUGUUGCCACUUUUUCAAGCUUUUUUUUUCGGCCAAAGUGGUGUUUUUGGCGGCCGGGAUUUGUGCGCCGGCGAUGGCGCUCAGCAGCGGCCGGAGCCCGGCGCUCACCUCUUUGGACACGGUCCUGUGUGAGGCUGAAGAGGCUCCAUGAGGUUGUCAGAGGGCCGCACGCUUUCCUUUCUGACCGACUCCACCUUCCCACCUCCUGUUCAAAUCUGUGAAGAGACGGACUCAGGGGAGGGGGACUGAUCUGAGCGGAGAGAGGGCCACUCCGAGAGCCCACCACUUUCCUCCCCUACCGUCCCCCCGAGCGGUGGGGGAACCAGCAGGAGACGCCAGGCGACGGUUCGCCCUCUGUGGAUAUACUGCAUUGGUUCUUUUUUUUUUUUUUUUUUACAUUUUUAAUUCGUCAAAAAUAUGGCUGAUAAUGUCCUGGAGUCUGGCCCGCCGUCAGCCAAGAGGCCCAAGCUGUCGUCCCCGGCAUUAUCCGUGUCUGCGAGUGAUGGAAACGAUUUUGGCUCUCUCUUUGACCUGGAACACGACCUUCCCGAUGAGCUCAUCAGUUCGUCAGACUUGGGACUAACCAAUGGGGGGGAUGUCGGUCAGCUCCACACCAGUCUUGGGGGGCUUGGCGUUGGUGGAGGCCAGGAUGCAGCUGCCAAACAUAAACAGUUAUCUGAGCUGUUACGCGGUGGCCCACCGUCACAGCAGGGAGGCCCAACAUCCAACAGUACUGGACAUGGAGGGGGCAUGGGCGUGAUGGGGGGCCUUGGCAUGCCCUCCUCUGGACCCCAAGGCAUGACACUGCAGGGCCAGCCGCAGCAGCAACCUGGAUUAAUGCAGCAGGCCGGGAUGGUCGGUGGCGUGGCAUCGCUGAAUCGGGCGGCUGCGAUGAUGAAUGCACAGAAGGGCAACACUGGACAGCAGCCCGGUCUGAUGGGAGCUCCGCUGAUGAAUGGGUCCCCCAGAAUGGGCUACUCUGGCAAUCCAGGCCUGGGAAACAACGGGAACCUGCUGGCAGAAACGCUGCAGCAGCAAGGAGGUCAACAAAUGGUACCCGGAGGUCAGUCGGGCAUCAGACCGCAGCAAGCUGGAGCACUGAACAAGAUGAAUAUGAUGGCCAACUCGGGCCCCUAUGGUGGUCCGUACAGCCAGAGUGCAGGACAGGGGAUGCCGGGAGUCGGGCUGGGCCCUCAGCUCCAGAAUAAGGCGGCCCUACCCAACAACAUGGCUGCUCAGUUCAACAUGGACAAGAAGAUGCCACCAGGUCAAGGGAUGCCGGGAAUGGCUCCUCAGCAGCAGCAGCAGCAGCAGCAGCAGCAGCCGCCGCCAGGCCUGGGGAGUAUCUCACUCGGUGGAGCCGCUGGAGUCGGAGGAGCUCAGGUCGGGCUUGGUGCUGUAGGGGCUGGUCCCGGUGCAGCGCCACCUACAGCGGAUCCUGAGAAGAGGAAGUUGAUCCAACAACAGCUGGUGCUUCUGCUGCACGCGCACAAGUGCCAAAGGCGGGAGCAGGCCAACGGAGAAGUGCGGCAGUGCAACCUGCCCCACUGUCGCACCAUGAAGAAUGUGCUCAACCAUAUGACUCACUGCCAGGCUGGCAAGUCCUGCCAGGUGGCGCACUGUGCCUCCUCACGACAGAUCAUCUCUCACUGGAAGAACUGCACAAGACACGACUGCCCUGUAUGUUUACCGCUCAAAAACGCAGGUGACAAGAGGAACCAGCAAUCCCUGGUCAACAGUGCCGGAGUGGGUCUGGUGAAUUCGUUAGGGCCGGGGGUGCCAGGUGGACAGACCAACACCCCCAACCUCACGCCUCCCAGUCAGAUCGACCCCAGCUCAAUAGAGCGGGCCUACGCUGCCCUGGGCCUCACCUACCAGGGCAGCCAGACCCCUCAGCAGCAGCAGCCGCCGCAGAGCAACAUGCCAAGCCAGAGUUUGCAAGGGCAACCUGGGAUGAGGGGCAUGAAUUCCAUGGGAGGAAACACGAUGGGAGUGAAUGGUGGAGUCGGAGUGCAGCCGCCAAACCAGCAGUCCUCCCUUCUGCCAGAUGCCAUGUUGCACAACAGCAUGACUGCACAGAGUUUAAUGAACGAUGCCGUGGCAAGCAUUGGCUCCAUGCCGACUGCAGCGCCUCCUUCUUCUGCAGCUAUGAGGAAGUCUUGGCAUGAAGACAUCACUCAAGACCUCCGCAACCACCUUGUGCACAAGCUAGUCCAGGCCAUCUUCCCAACGCCUGACCCUGCUGCCCUGAAGGACCGCAGGAUGGAAAACCUCGUAGCUUACGCUCGAAAAGUCGAGGGUGACAUGUACGAGUCGGCCAACAGUCGGGCGGAGUACUACCACCUGCUUGCAGAGAAGAUCUACAAGAUCCAGAAGGAGCUGGAGGAGAAGAGGAGGACGCGACUACAGAAGCAAGGCAUGAUGCCUGGUCAGCCGGGCCUUGCGCCAGCUGGCCUCCCGCAGGGGCCCCAGAGCCUGGGUCAGCCACCUCUGGCCCCGGGGCAACAGUCCAAUGGUCCCCUUGCUGAUCCGUCCAUGGCGCGCCCCACUGGACCCAAUCAGAUGGUCGCCAGAAUGCAGAACCCAACUGGCUUAAACCAGUUUGGGCAGAUGGGGAUGCAGUCCAUGGGCCAAAGGUCGACGCCUCCUUUGCCUCAGAUGAACCCGUUGGGCCUGGGAGCUCAGAGGAUGGGUCAGCCCAAUGCUGCACAGCUACAGAACCAAUACCUCUCGUCGGCACAGUUUCCCGGGUCCAGCCCAGGGCGUGGUUCUGGCCCUGUUGGUAUGAGCCAGCCUGGAUCACAAACUGUGGUGCCACCACCAAACCAGAUGUCAACGCCGCCGUCCAUUCCAGCCAGCAGCCCGUCUGCACCAUUGGCCUCCUCCUCCGUUCCGGGCUCACUGGGCCCCGGAGGCCCUGCCAACGCCGCUGGCGUCUCCAGUGUCGGACCUCUCCCCACUUUGCCUUCAUCUGCCACUGCUAACCAGAGCAACAGCUUCUCUCACUGCCCACCCAUGCGGACAAACUCGCCCUCGCCGGCGCGCAGCUUGACCCCGCAGCCCCACCAAACCCCGCCCAUGGUGCCUCGCUCUCAGACGCCUCAGCCACAGACGCCCAGUACACCCCAGACGCUUCCUCAACAACAGCAGCCCUCACAGCACCAACAGCCAUCGAGUCUGAUGGUCAACUCUGAGAAGAGCAGUCAGCUUCCGCAGCAGCCAAUGGGCGGCGUGGCUGCCUCAGGCCCCCAACCAGGUCCUGCCUCGUCUGUGCCAAGCCAGAAUGCUCACGUGCCACUGCAGCUACCGCAGACUCCUCUCUCCCCGAAACCUUCUCUGACGGCUGACGGCCAGGUAUCUUCUCCUGCCUCUGUCACCACGAGCACCGACCCCACGACCAAGUUUCCAUCUGUAGAGGACCCUGUUCCCAGUCAGGAAGACAUGAAAACAGAGGUGAAGAAGCAGGAAGAUGAGGAGGAGGAGACCCAAACUCAAGAAGAAGGAAAACACAUGGGCAAGAUGGAGAAGGAUCCGCCUGAUGUCAAGAUGGAGGAAAAACCAGAGAUAAAGAAAGAGAAGUCGUGUGAGGACGGGUGUAAAGGCGAGCCCAUGGACACGUCGUCAUCCACCGAGCCCAAGUCUGCUGUUGCUGCUGGUGAAGAAGAGAAGCCGGAGGUGAAGAAGGAGCCCAAAGAGGAGCAGGAGGGCUCAGGGUCCACGGCCAGCAGCAGCAGCUCCCCAGCUGCGGCCCAGAGCAAGAGAAAAGUUUUUAAGCCCGAGGAGCUGCGGCAGGCUCUCAUGCCCACGCUGGAGGCUUUGUACCGGCAGGACCCCGAGUCCCUGCCCUUCCGUCAGCCGGUGGACCCCCAGUUACUGGGAAUACCCGUACGUAUUCGAACUAGUAACAAAACUAACCUGGACUACUUUGACAUCGUGAAGAACCCCAUGGAUCUGUCCACCAUCAAGCGCAAGCUGGACACGGGGCAGUACCAGGAGCCCUGGCAGUACGUGGAAGACAUCUCGCUCAUGUUCAACAACGCCUGGCUGUACAACCGCAAGACGUCCCGGGUCUACAAGUACUGCUCCAAGCUGGCCGAGGUGUUCGAGGCGGAGAUCGACCCGGUCAUGCAGGGUCUCGGCUACUGCUGUGGGCGGAAGUAUGAAUUUUCCCCUCAAACGCUCUGCUGCUAUGGGAAACAGCUGUGCACCAUCCAACGGGAUGCCGCUUACUUCAGCUACCAGAACAGUUCACCAAAAUAUGGGCUUCUUGCUGACAGGUACCACUUCUGUGAGAAGUGUUUCAACGAAAUCCAGGGGGAGACCGUUUCCCUGGGAGACGACCCCUCACAGCCCCAAACGUCCAUCAACAAAGAUCAGUUUCAGAGAAAGAAGAACGAUACUCUGGACCCUGAGCUACUGGUGGAAUGUAACGACUGCGGUCGUAAAAUGCAUCAGAUCUGCGUCCUGCACAAUGAAACCAUCUGGCCGUCGGGCUUCGUGUGUGACAACUGCCUCAAAGUGGCCAACAAGACCCGGAAGGAGAACAAAUAUGCUGCCAAACGCCUUCCACAGACCAAGCUGGGGAAUUUCUUGGAGACUCGAGUGAACGACUACCUCAAGCGUCAGAACAACCCUGAAGCUGGCGAGGUCACCAUCCGCGUGGUGCACGUGUCAGACAAGAUGGUGGAGGUGAAGCCGGGCAUGAAGUCCAGGUUUGUGGACAGCGGCGAGAUGUCUGAGUCGUUCCCGUACCGCAUGAAGGCACUGUUUGCCUUUGAAGAAAUCGACGGCACAGACGUGUGUUUCUUCGGCAUGCACGUCCAGGAGUACGGCUCCGACUGCCCUCCGCCCAAUCAGAGGCGGGUUUACAUCUCCUACCUGGACAGCGUGCACUUCUUCAAGCCUCGACAGCUCAGGACUGCCGUCUACUACGAGAUCCUGCUCGGGUACCUGGAGUAUGUGAAGCGACUCGGGUACACUGCGGGUCACAUCUGGGCCUGCCCACCGAGCGAGGGCGAUGAUUACAUCUUCCAUUGUCACCCCGCUGACCAGAAGAUCCCCAAGCCCAAGCGACUGCAGGAGUGGUACAAGAAGAUGCUGGACAAGGCUGUCUCUGAACGCAUCAUCCACGACUACAAGGACAUCUUCAAACAGGCCACCGAGGACCGCCUGACUAGCGCCAAGGAGCUGCCGUACUUCGAGGGCGACUUCUGGCCCAACGUGCUGGAGGAGAGCAUCAAGGAGCUGGAGCAGGAGGAGGAGGAGAGGAAGAGGGAGGAGAACAGCACCUCCAAUGAGAGCACAGACGCUGGGAAGGGAGACAGCAAGAAUGCCAAAAAGAAGAACAACAAGAAGACGAGCAAAAACAAAAGCAGCCUCAGUCGAACCAACAAGAAGAAACCAGGGAUGCCCAACGUGUCCAACGACCUUUCCCAGAAACUCUACGCCACCAUGGAGAAACACAAGGAGGUCUUCUUCGUCAUCCGGCUCAUCGCCGGACCUGCCGCCAACUCGCUGCCUCCCAUCACCGACCCAGACACGCUCAUGGCUUGUGACCUGAUGGACGGCCGCGAUGCCUUCCUCACCCUGGCCCGGGACAAGCACCUGGAGUUCAGCUCGCUGCGGAGGUCCAAGUGGAGCUCCAUGUGCAUGCUGGUGGAGCUGCACAACCAGAGCCAAGACCGCUUUGUCUACACCUGCAACGAGUGUAAACACCACGUGGAGACACGCUUCCACUGCACCGUGUGUGAGGACUACGACUUGUGCAUCACCUGCUACAACACUAAAGGUCACGAGCAUAAAAUGGACAAGUUGGGACUGGGCCUGGACGACGACAGCAACAACCAGUCGGCCGCUGCCACUCAGCACCCGGGAGACUCACGGCGCCUCAGCAUUCAGCGCUGCAUCCAGUCGCUGGUGCACGCCUGCCAGUGCCGCAAUGCCAACUGCUCACUGCCGUCCUGCCAGAAGAUGAAACGGGUCGUCCAGCACACCAAGAGCUGCAAGCGCAAGACCAAUGGCGGUUGUCCCAUCUGCAAGCAGCUCAUCGCUCUGUGCUGCUACCACGCCAAACACUGCCAGGAGAACAAGUGUCCCGUGCCCUUCUGCCUCAACAUCAAGCAGAAGCUGCGGCAGCAGCAGCUGCAGCACCGGCUGCAGCAGGCGCAGAUGCUGAGGAGGAGGAUGGCCAGCAUGCAGCGGGUCGGCCAGCCCGCCACAGGAGGAGGCCCCGUGGUCGGCCUUCCAUCCCCUGGAAACAUCACGGCGCCCAGCACUCCUACGUCCUGCGGAACACAGCCCCCCACCCCCCAGACACCCACGCAGACCAUACCGCCGGUGCCGGGUCAGGCACUGACCCCUGGAGCCCAGCAGCAGCUGGCAGGGAUGCCACCCCAGGGGGGUCUGCCCCCUCAACAUCACCUGCAUCACCAGUUCCAACAGAUGUCCGGAGGGGGCUCUGCAGGCGUCAUGGGCUCCCCGCAACAUCAGGCCAUGCUCCCUCAAGUCACUCACCAGCCAGGUGGAGCGGGCAACCAGCAGCAGCUCCAGCAACACCCCUCCAACAUGCCUCCCUACACCAACAGGCCGCCGGGCUCCUCGCCGCUCCACCAGUCUCCAGGGAAACCAAUCCUGGGUUCUGCGACCCCUCCCCAGCAGCCCCCCAGCGGCGGCUCCCUCACUGGAAGUGUGGGUGGCCCCCAGCCUCCAAACCAGCCCGCAGCUCAGCCCCCCUCAGGACCGCCUCCUGCCGCUGUGGAGAUCGCCAUGAAGAUCCAGCAGGUGGCGGACGCUCAGAGGAAGAUGGCGCUCCAGAGACAAGCAGCCCAGGUGGGCCUGAUGCCUCCUCACCCACACCACCAGCAGGCUCCCAAUCAACCCGUGGGCAUGGGACCCCCGGGGAAUGUGGCCAUGGUGGGAGCCCAGGGUGUGUCCCCGCAGACCCAGGCUGCAGUGCAGGCCAGAGGACACAUGGAUGGGCAACACAACGCUCCCCCCGGGAUGAUGGUUGCUCCUGGAGGGCCCAUGCAGCCACAGCAGCCGCAGCAGGGUAACCUGGCUCCGGGACAGAUGGGCCCUCAGUUACAGCUGCAGCACCAGAGGAUGGGUGCUCCUCAGCAGCAGCAGCAGUGGGCGGGCCCGCAGAGGCAAGCCAUGAUGAACCAGAUGGGACAUCCUGCCAUGAUGGUGGCUCAGCAGCAGCAGCAAAUGCAACAGCAGCAACAACAACAACAACAACAACAGCAGCAGCAACAACAACAACAGCAGCAGCAACAGGCACAGGGUCAUACUGCACUGAUGAACAUGGCGCAACAACAACUCCACCAACAACAACAACAGCAGCAGCAGCCUGGAGGACCUCCCCCCGGAGCAAUCUCUGGUGUCGGCGCUGCUGGAAACAUCCCUCAAAACGCUCUCCAGGAUCUUCUGAGGACUCUUCGCUCGCCAAGUUCACCGCUGCAGCAGCAGCAAGUCCUCAACAUCCUGAGGUCCAACCCACAACUCAUGGCAGCCUUCAUCAAGCAGAGGGCCUCUAAGUACAAGGGAGGACCUGGUGGGGGGCCCGGCGGAGUCCCAGGACCCAACGGAGGUCCGGUCGGAAAUGUCAUGGCCGGAGCUGGCCAGCAGGUGAACAUGAACGCUGCAGCCGUUGGACAGGGCGGGAUGCACCUGGCCGGACAGGGCGGCGCCAAUGUCAACAUGGCCGCCAUGGCGCAGCUGCAGCAGCAGCAGCAACAGCAACAGCAGAUGCAGCAGCAACAGCAGAUGCAGCAGCAACAGCAGAUGCAACAGCAGAUGCAGCAACAGUUGCAGCAGCAGCAGCAGAUGCAGCAACAGCAGUUGCAGCAGCAUCAGAUGCAGCAGCAGGUGGCAGCACUCCAGCAGCAACAGCAGGGUGGAACCCGAGCGGUUCAGGGCCAGGGGCCCCAGAUGGCCAAUCUCAACAACCCUCAGUUCCGGCAGAUGUUCAUGAGGAGACAUCUACAGCAACCGCCGCAGCAGCAACAACAACAACAGCAACAAAUGGGAGUAAAUCAUGGGCAGUUCCAGCAACCUCAGCCACCACAGGGGCAGAGCUACACUCCCCAGCCAGGGAUGCAGCCACAGUCGGUGGGACAGGGUCCUGGAGGAGGCCCCCCUCUCGGGCCACAGCAACCCACUGGAGCUGCGGCUCAGCAGGUGCAGGGUUACCCCGGGUCGGUGGCUCAGCAGCAGGCUGCAGCGCUGCAGCAGCAGCGGCUGCAGCACCAGCACCAUCUCCAGAUGCAGCAGCAGCAGGCCAUGGCUGGCCUGUCGGGGGGCGACGGUGGACCCGGGGGCUCUGCAGGUCCCCCACCUCAGCCUGGUCAAAGUGGAGCGCCAUCCUCCCAGGCCCUCCUGCAGCAGGCCCUGCACCAGAGGCUCCUCCAGCAGCAGCAACAGCAGCAGCAUCUGGGUCCCGGAGGUUCCCCGGCCCAACACAACAACCCCAUGAGCCCCCAACCGCCCCAGCAAAUGGCCCCGUCCCCGCAUCUGCAGGGCCAGACGCUGUCCAGCUCCCUGGCUAGCCAGGUGCGCUCGCCGCAGCCCUCGCCCCGACCACAGUCCCAGCCGCCGCGCUCCAGCCCGUCUCCUCGCAUGCAGCCCCAGCCGUCGCCACACCACAUCUCGCCGCAGUUGCAGACGGGAUCCCCACAUCCGGGUCACUUGAACCAGCACCACCCAGGUAUGGUGGUCCCUCAACCGCAGCAGCAGCAGAACAACUCUCUAGAACAGUUUGGGUCUGACAGUGCCAUGCUCUCGCAGCUGAGCGGCAUGGCGGGUCUCCACGGGCCGGGGGGUGGCAGUCAGGACCCCCUGAAUCAGAACCUCAAUCACAACCCUUUAGACAUCAUGUAGGAGUUCAAGUGUCAAUCUGAGCCAGUGGCGCUCAGCACUUCGCACAACCACCCAGGACAGUGUUAUUGUUACUUAGCCUUUUCUUUUUAUACUAUUAACAAAUGUUAUUUAAUUGUUUUCAAUAAAGAUGCGUUGAACUGAACUUCCUAUGGGAGAUAACAAUAAAUCAAACCAGUCGUUAAGUAAAUUAGAGUAAAUGAAUUGUAAGUUAUUGCUGUUAAUAUAUUUUUCUUGCCAACGAUGGACAAAGUGGGUGGUGCCAAACAGCCCCGCCGCCUCCUCCUCCUUCGUCCCCGGAGGACCAGAAAAGUCCUAGUUUCGGCGGGAAGUCGGGGCUGACAUUUGCCUUUUUACAUAAAUGUUUCUAAGAUUUUAAAAGUGGUCACACAUUAAAGAAGUGAUUAAUUCAUGCAAUUAUUUUGUUUACCUUCAGUCCGUUUCUGUCCUCCAGAGUGAUGUUAUUAUAAAUGUAAACCCAAACAUGAUGCAUAUCUUCCCUUUUUUAAUUCAAUGUUUGGAUUUAUUUAUUGCUUUUCUGAUGGGGGGGGGGGGCGUCUGCUACUAUAGAAUUCUAUUUUUGUUAUUGACUCUUUCAGAUGCAGAUAUAGUUUAGGUCUUUAGUCUGGGCCACCUGAGUGGGGCCUAUUCAGUGUCAGUGUUUUGCAGUUGUUGAAGUUCUGCUGAGAGCUUGAGAUGUUGAAGGGAUUGGUGGUGCGUCCCAGCCCAAACCCUCAAGUAUCACAAAGGUGUGACGCUGGACGGGACUCUCUUGCUCCUGCAAACGUGCGAGCCUCCUCCCUGGAAUGUUUGUGCACUCCUUCCUGUAGAGACACUGGGCGCGGAGCAUGGGAGGCUUGGGGAGGGGCCCUGCAUACCUGUGUGCCUGAAACCUUUACGUGGGCUGGGAUGUGAAUGCGCGCGGCCUCAGGCUCCUUCAUAGUAUUUUGUUUUUCCGAGGUUCUCCGGUCGUGAGGAAUCAGGAGGUCGAUCCAAAUGAACUGUGUUGCACAGAAAUGAGGAGAAAGGAGCUUCUUUCUGCCUCGCCCCCUUUGCUGCUUCCCUAUGGACUUUAUCUCCCCCUUCGUAUUCCUCCUGGGGAGACGGUCUCCCUUCCCCAAAGUUCACCCUCUCUAUCUUUCUGCUAUAAACUUUGGGAGUUUAAUUUAAUAUUUUUUACUGUACAAAGCGAACACAAACUGUGGACUUAAAUACUGUUUUUUAUAAUAAAAGUGAAAAUGUCUAAUA
Synchiropus splendidus (mandarinfish) is the source of this 10997-nucleotide messenger RNA. RefSeq names its product E1A binding protein p300 b (gene ep300b). Gene Ontology annotation, molecular function: chromatin DNA binding; zinc ion binding; protein binding. Lineage: Eukaryota; Metazoa; Chordata; Actinopteri; Syngnathiformes; Callionymidae. Gene Ontology annotation, biological process: positive regulation of transcription by RNA polymerase II. The record is from RefSeq and is a predicted model, not a curated record. Gene Ontology annotation, cellular component: histone acetyltransferase complex; nucleus; transcription regulator complex. The transcript is spliced from 30 exons. The coding region runs from base 1293 to 9752 and encodes 2819 amino acids.